UCGAAACACCAGGCGCAAAACACAAACAGCGGGAAGAUUGGGGUCACAUUUUAUUACAUUUUAUCUGUUUUUGUACAGCGGUAAUGCACGGACACGGCCAUUCGGAUGACAAACAACGUUAUAGAAGUAAUGUCCGCUCGGAUACCACAACACAUGUGAAUCAUUUGAAGAUCUAGCACUGCUAAUCAUGCCUACCAAAUUACAGAAGCGUUCGGCGGCGAAAGGGGGGCGUCAAGUGGAUAUAUCCUCAUUUUUCUCUGCUAAGGUGCCAAACUCCGGUCUCAACAAGAAGAGUCCACCUAAGACUGAGGUUUCCUCUGGUGUUGUUGAAGUUUACAGUGAAAAUAUCUCCCAAACCCCAGAGACCACCUUCGUACCCGAGACGCCAGACAGCCUCAUCAGGACACACCGUCCCACCACGGCUGACCCCCAUGGCGUAACACGAUCCCCGGUCUCUCGUAGUCCGUUGUCCAAGGCCUCCGGUAAGAAAAGCGACCUCUUUGGUGCCAGGAGGCCCAUGCAGACUCUGCUCAACGAGAGUCCGAAAGCCAAGCAUGGGGACGGUUCGAAGGCCCAUACGCGUAGUAUGGGCUCUGUUAAGAGGCAGAUGUUUUCCCCAGAGGAGGGCGCCCAGAAGGCGAAGCGGGCCAGGCCUCUGUCUGUGAGGAGACCGGCUCCGAGCCCUCUGAAAGACCCUAACUCCACCGACGCCGAUGGUCUUGAUGACUUUCUGGACGAGAUACAGCGGCCCAAAAGUACACUGUUCAAGACGAAAUUACAAACAAGCACAAACUGUGCCACUAAGCGCAGUAAGGUGGGACAGAUUACAUUUAAGAAUGACUGUGCAUUGACUCAUAAUGCUGAAACCUCCAAAAAGGUUGAGAACCCUGUUCUUAAAAAUAAAUUAAUCCCGGCUUCUAUGAAAGCCCGUUCCUCUCCCCCCAGCAAAAGUGAUGAAAUGGAUGAAAACAGUUUCACUCUAAUAUCUGAACCAAAACCUGCCAGGAACCAUGUCGGUUCCAGUGAAUUUACCGCCAAUGGAAAGCUGAUUAGUUCCUCAACAUGUGAAGUGCCUGUGAAACCCGCCACGAACCAUGUCAGUUCCAGUCAUAUUACAGACAAUGAAAAGCUGAUUAGUUUCUCAACAUGUGAAGUGCCUGAAGAAAAUGUGAAUGAGAUGGAGUCCGCUCCGCUUCAGCAGGCAGAGGCCGAUGGGGGAAAUGCUGGUAUUUGCCAGACGACAGACAGACCUGCAGAUGUAAAGGCGACUGUAGAUGAAGUUCAGGAUGAGCUGGAUGACAGCUGGUUUGAUGAUAAGAUGGAGGCAAGCCAUACUGAGGCCAAAGACAAGCCAUCAACAUCUGAAAAAGCUCGAUCCAUCCCGGACCAUGUCCUAUUGUCCACCGGGCUGCACAACCGCUACUGGGUCCUGGAGGUGCAGGAAGGGACAGGCCCUCAUGGCUAUUCAGAAAAACAUUUGACCAUCACAGCCUCCAAGACUGGGCAACCCACUGAGACCUGCAUCCUAAAAGAUGGCUGGGAUAGCACCCCUGUUGGCGUGGGGGAUGUUGUUCAUGUGGAGGGCGAGUGUGCGUCGGGCACGUGGGUGGUCAACAGAGACGCCGGCUUCCUGGUCCUCCUGCCAGACCUGCUGAUGUCCGGCACCAGCAUCGCCAACAGCAUCCGCUGCAUGAGGAGGGCCGUGCUGGGGGAGAUAUUUAAGGUUUUUGACGGAGGCUCCAAGCAAAUGCUGACCGGUACCAUGGUUCACGAGAUCUUUCAGAAGGCAGCCAUGUCUACGGACUUCUCUGAGGAGACUCUGAAGAAGUUUGCUGAAGAUGCCCUGCUCAGCCCAGACUACCUGGCGCAGAUCUACAGCCUCGGUCUGGCCCAGGAGGAGGUGAGGCAGAACGUGGAGGAGUACCUGCCGUCUUUGUCGGAGUGGGCCAAAGAUUACCUGGACUCCUCCUCACAAGCCGGAAACAAGACACUAACACUAAAACUGCCGAGUGACGGUCGCAUGAGUAAACAGGACAGCGCCUGUACCGUGACGGUCACGGACUUCAGUGACAUCGAGGAGAACAUUUGGUCGCCGCGCUUCGGUCUGAAAGGGAAGAUUGAUGUGACCGCUGGAGUGCGCAUCCACCGCAAAGGUCGGAGGUCAAUCGAGCGUGUGGUCCCUCUGGAGCUGAAGACCGGCAAGGAGUCUAACUCCAUCGAACAUCGCAGCCAGGUCAUCUUGUAUACUCUAAUGAGCAUGGAGAGGCGUAGUGAUCCUGAGACGGGCUUCCUGCUCUACCUGAAGACUGGCAGCAUGCACCCCAUCGUAGGCAACCACAUGGACAGGAGAGAGCUUGUAAAACUAAGGAAUAUGUUGGCACAUCACCUUGGCAACAAUUUGAAGAAGGUGGAGGGAGGUCCCUCUCAGCUGACGCCGUUACCGGCCGUAAUAUCUGAUGGGCUGGCGUGCAAGUACUGCGCUCAGAAACAGAACUGUGCCGUCUACAACAGAGCGUUUGAGAGGGACCCCACGUGCCCUCCCGGCGCCCCCGAGCAGCCCCACCUGGAGCAGGAGAGCGAGCACCUGUCCCAGCCCCACCUCAGCUACUUCAGCCACUGGGUGCUGCUGUGCGCCCUGGAGGAACGCACCAUGGAGGCCAAGGGGGGCCGCCGACACAUCUGGCUCAAGCCUGCAGAGGAGAGGGAGAAGAGUGGUGGUUGCCUGGGCAACAUGUUGAGGACGGGCAAGGUGUCUCUUCUGGCGUCUGAUGUUUACCUUCAUGCGUUCGAGCGGAGAGGGGGCGGGGCCAGCCAGGUCCUGACGGGGCUCGUCGUCGGGGACCGAGUGGUGGUCAGCGGCCAGGAAUCCAAACUCAUCGGCCUGGCAACGGGAUAUGUCACCGAGGUGUCCGGCGCUGGACUGAGCUGCACUUUAGAUCGUGAUCUGUCAAAGUACCCUGCCAGCAUGGUGUUCCGACUGGACCAGGACGAAGGGGCUGGCGGACUCAACACACACUUUGGCAACAUCUCCAAACUUAUGGAAAAUUCCCCAAACAGCCAGAGGCUUCGAGAGCUGAUUGUGGAUUUCCGGCCUCCGCAAUUCAUCGAGAGUCUGAGCAGCGUGUUGCCUCGAGAUGCCAAAGACACCGUGGCCAACAUCCUCAAAGGUCUCAACAAGCCCCAGAAGCAGGCCAUGAAGAGAGUGCUGUUAUCUAAAGACUACACUCUUAUCGUAGGAAUGCCUGGCACGGGCAAGACCACCACUAUUUGCACACUGGUGAGAAUUCUCCACGCGUGCGGAUUCAGCGUCUUGCUGACCAGCUACACGCACUCCGCCGUGGACAACAUCCUGCUCAAGCUGAAGAAGUUCAAGAUCGGCUUCCUGCGUCUGGGCCGCGAGCAGAAGGUGCACCCGGAUAUCCGGCCCUACACGGAGGAGCAGGCCAGAGCCAAGGGCGUCCGCACCCUCGCCGACCUGGAGAACCUCUACAAUAAGGAGCUGGUGGUGGCUACCACCUGUAUGGGAGUGAAGCACGCCAUCUUCAGCCGGCGACGGUUUGACUUCUGCAUCGUGGAUGAGGCGUCGCAGAUCAGCCAGCCCGUGUGCCUGGGGCCGCUCUUCUACGCCCAGCGCUUCGUACUGGUCGGGGACCACCAGCAGCUGCCCCCCAUCGUGCAGAACACAGAGGCCAGGUCCCUGGGUAUGGAUGAGAGUCUGUUUAAGCGUCUGGAGCAUCACGCUGCUGCCGUGGUCCAGCUGACGGUGCAGUACCGGAUGAACAGUAAGAUCAUGUCUCUGAGCAACACUCUGAUGUACGAGGGGAAGCUUGAGUGUGGCUCAGAGAGGACGGCUAGUGCAGUUCUGCAGCUGCCCACUAGGGACAGCGUUGAGCAGGACCUGGAGCUUUUUAUAGGCCAGCCGGAAUACAUGGACUGGAUCAGCGCGGCCCUGCAUCCUCAAAACCCAGUCUGCUUCCUGGAUACCACCAAGGUCCCUGCUAUGGAGACCGCGGAGAAAGGAGGGAUCAGUAACCAGACGGAGGCGACCCUGGUGCACGCCAUUGUCAGCCUCUUACUCAAGGCGGGCUGCAAGGCGGGUGACAUUGGCAUCAUCGCGCCGUACAGGCAGCAGCUGAAGGCCAUCUCUGGGCUGCUGGACAGGCCGGUCUUCAGCGCCGUGGAGGUCAACACGGUGGACAAGUACCAGGGGCGCGACAAGAGCGUCAUCAUCGUCUCCUUCGUCAGGAGCAGCCUGGAGGCGCACAUGGGGGAGCUGCUGAAGGACUGGAGGAGGCUGAACGUGGCCAUCACGCGCGCCAAACACAAGCUGAUCAUGGUGGGCUCCAUCAGCACGCUACGCCGCUACGCCCCCCUGGAGAAACUCCUCUCUCACCUGGAGAGCCAGAGCAUGGUGUUCCAGCUACCAGAGGCAGCUCAUGAAGCGCUGCCCACAACAUUCCUGUAACGCACAACCAACGUUCCUGUAACGCACAACCAACGUUCCUGUAACGCACAACCAACGCUCCUGUAAUGCACAGCCAACGUUCCUGUAACGCACAACCAAUGCUCCUGUAACAAACAAGCUACUGUAUAUGAAUACUUUCUACUUGUAUUGGCCCUGAUAUAGCCAUAGCGAACUGGAAAUUGAUGGAAACAAUACAAUCAACUCAAAUAAAUCAGCACAAGCAACUGUAACACACUCAACGUGAACCUGUGGGUUACCAUCACCAUCUCAGUUUACCUCACAAACUUCACCACCUCCCUCUGCCCACACACAGACACACACAUUGUCAUGGAAUGCACUACUCAGCUGGAAGAAUAUUUUAAUGUGAAACUUCAGUUGUUUUAAUGCAGUUAAAUAUGUUGAGUAUUUACUUUAAACAAGCUGCUCUUAUAUGACCUCCAUUAAUUUAUACUUGAAUUUUUUGAUACUAUUAUCUUAUCAAUGGUGCUAAUUUGCCAAUUUUGUACUAUACAUUGUUUAAACUUUUGUAUUUGUGUUUUUACUUGUCUUUUCAAAUAAAAUUGUAAUAUGAUAAUA
Messenger RNA from Engraulis encrasicolus (European anchovy), 5041 nucleotides. It is a transcript of the gene dna2, whose product is annotated as DNA replication helicase/nuclease 2. Lineage: Eukaryota; Metazoa; Chordata; Actinopteri; Clupeiformes; Engraulidae. Gene Ontology annotation, molecular function: 5'-flap endonuclease activity; single-stranded DNA helicase activity. The transcript has 23 exons. Gene Ontology annotation, cellular component: cytoplasm. Gene Ontology annotation, biological process: replication fork reversal. The coding region runs from base 188 to 4465 and encodes 1425 amino acids. The record is from RefSeq and is a predicted model, not a curated record.